Molecule: messenger RNA, 873 nt
Organism: Racocetra fulgida
Lineage: Eukaryota; Fungi; Glomeromycota; Glomeromycetes; Diversisporales; Gigasporaceae
Source: the annotation of a GenBank genome assembly
AUGAAUUUUGAUUAUUAUACAUAUAAUUUAUGGGACGGAAAUGCUUACGGAAAAUUCAAAACUAACACUGUGCUUAGAUACGAUAAUGAAUACAAAAAAGUUUUAGCGUGGGGUGCUCUAGGUUUGGCAAAGAAUCCAGGCCGGAAAAAAGGCGAGAAUGUAUCAAAACCUAUAGAACUAUUUAAACUUUCUUUGGGAAACUUGGCUGAAGAUCUAAAACCAGAACUCCCACCAGAACUUCACCUACAAAAAGAACAGAGGCAUAUAAGAGCCAUUACUGAUUAUCUACAAAAAAUGGACAUUAAUUUUUCCGAAAAUAUUCGACUAAUUCUUACCGUUCCUGCCGAAUAUUCUUAUCAAGCAAAAAAAGUUAUGCGCGAAUGCGCAUUCAAAGCAAAUCUAAUUACCAAAAUUGAUUCAGAUAGAUUACAAUUUACUACAGAACGUGGAACAGUUGACUUGACUACCCGUAAAUUAUUGAACAAUUGUGAAUUAGGCGAAGUUACGGAACGCGCCGGAGAUUUUUGUGGAUCUACGUUUGUUGAUAAAGAAUUUUUGAAAUUUCUUGGUAAAAUUGUCGGCGAAGAAGUUAAUCAGAAAUUCGAUGGUACAUUCAUUCCACUUUUUCCAUAUCAAUCAGCCAUAAAAUUUAAAAUUUUUAUAACUCAAAAGUAUGAAGUAGAAUGUUGUCAUGAAGAAGGUGUUGAAUUUCUUGGAGAGUUGUUAGUUGAUCUUCCAGAUAUAGAUCUUGGUCUUGAUAGAAAGGUCAAAUUUUCUCUUUGUUUUGGUGAUGAAGAAAUUAAGGCUUCUGCUAUAAAUUCGCUUAAUGGGCAGAACUAUCAUACUGUCUUUAAUUUAGAUACAGAAUCUUAA